Molecule: messenger RNA, 2186 nt
Organism: Limulus polyphemus (Atlantic horseshoe crab)
Lineage: Eukaryota; Metazoa; Arthropoda; Merostomata; Xiphosura; Limulidae
Product: sodium-coupled monocarboxylate transporter 1-like
Exons: 16
Coding region: 231-2186 (651 amino acids)
Biological process (GO): sodium ion transport; transmembrane transport
Cellular component (GO): membrane
Molecular function (GO): symporter activity
Source: RefSeq, a predicted model, not a curated record
CUAAGUAAGUUAUUGCUUUUGUUUCAGCGGAACUUCAAGCAGAGUAGGCGUAGAAGGUUUGAGAAUAUUGAUAUACUUCAACUGCUUGUCAAAAUAUCGUCCCAUUUACAUUAAUUUAAUUAAUAGGCAGUUGCAGUCCAUUAGAGUUUUUGCUUGUGUUUUCUACAGUGUGCAAGAAAUUCGGAUUUUUACCAACGUCAGACAGAACUGAUUUUGACACAGUGACCGUUAUGGCUGAGACGACCACAACAAUGAUUAGUACCACCACCACCAGUUCGGAGAGUUCACCAGCUGAAUUGGUCUCCAGGUUCGGUACACCAGACUACGUGGUGUUUGCAGGGAUGUUAACUGUAUCAGCUGCUAUCGGGAUCUACUACGCCUGUAGUGGGAGUAAACAAAGCACCACCAAGGAAUUCUUGAUGGGUAAUCGGUCCAUGAGUGUAUUUCCCGUGUCAAUGUCGGUGUUAGCCAGCUUUAUGUCAGCCAUCACGUUGCUGGGGACCCCUGCAGAAGUCUAUCAGUAUGGCACACAAUACUGGAUGAUCAUCAUCAGUUACUUUUUUGUAAUACCUAUGUCCGCUCAUUUGUACCUGCCAAUCUUUUACAACCUGGGGUUGACCAGCGCUUACGAGUAUCUGGAAAGACGAUUUAGUCGAGUGGUCAGAACUCUUGGAUCUAUGGUGUUUUCUAUUCAAAUGAUUAUGUACAUGGCAAUUGUACUAUACGCUCCAUCUUUGGCCCUUUCACAAGUGACUGGAAUCUCUGUUUGGUCAGCUGUAUUGUCUAUUGGUCUGGUCUGCACUUUCUACACUGCAGUGGGAGGCAUAAAGGCUGUUGUGUGGACUGACCUUUUCCAAGUAACCAUGAUGUUCAUUGCCAUGUUUGUUGUUGUAUUCAAAGGAGCCGCAGAUGAAGGAGGCUGGGCUAAUGUAUGGCAAAAAAACUUAGAUGGGCAGAGAAUAGAAUUUUUCAACUUUAAUCCAGACCCUACAGUUCGCCACACCGUUUGGAAUCUUGCCGUAGGAGGAUAUUUUACAUGGGUUUCCAUAUAUGGUGUUAACCAAGCUAUGGUCCAACGGUAUUUGUCCAUUCCGACACUACGUGGUGCGCAGACGGCUCUCUGGCUGAAUCUUCCUGGAUUAUCGGUUUUAUUGACGAUUUCAUGCAUGGCUGGGUUGGUCAUUUAUACCAAGUAUGAAACGUGUGACCCAUUAUCGUGGACAAACUUCAAAAUUGCUCCUGACCAGUUAUUCCCCCUGUUUGUGAUGGAUGUGUUGGGUUUCCUACCAGGACUUCCUGGUUUAUUUGUUUCUGGGAUCUUCAGUGGAGCCCUCAGUACUGUAUCAUCAGGGGUCAACUCACUGGCCGCAGUGACCUUAGAAGACUUUGUGAAAGCGUACAUUAAGAAAGAUAUAUCAGAACUGUGGGCAACAAGAUUGACCAAAAUUCUUGCUAUAGUGUACGGAGUAAUUGCGAUUGCCCUGGUGGCAGUGGCCCAGUUGCUAGGUAACGUCUUACAGGCUGCUUUAAGUAUCUUUGGAAUGAUAGGAGGACCCCUCAUAGGACUGUUUAGUCUUGGAAUGUUUUUCCCGUGGGCUAAUGCUGUGGGUGCAAUUACAGGCCUGUUCUCUGGGUUAGGAAUAGCCUUUUGGGUUGGAUUUGGAAGUUUCGUUCAUAAACCAGCUGCUCCAAAAUCUCCGUUCUCGAUAGCUGGCUGUCACAACGGAACUGCUCUUUUAGCAACAACAGUAGCUCCAUCUAUUAAAAAUGCCGAAAUAUUUGGUUUAUACCGCAUCUCCUAUAUAUGGUUCAGUGGUUUAUCAUGCUGUGUAGUGAUCAUCGUGGGUCUUCUGGUGAGCUUUAUUACUGGAUUACAAAAUCCUGAGGACGUGGAUCCCAAGCUGAUCAUCCCAGUAUUUGAUAAACUUUGCUGCUGCUUACCAGCAAAAGUAAGAAGAAAGUUGAGAUUCCAUGUCGGACGUAAUGUGACCGUUUUUCCUAAAGACAUGUCUGUGUCAACUAUGGCGACAGUUGUAAGCUCCGUUAGUUUCGAAAAACCACCAUUUCAACCUGAGGGAAUUUCUAAUAUUGCCUUCAGCCCAAGUUCCACUGACCUCGGAGGACUGACCAUGGGAAAGGACAAAAUAAAUAGCAAUGAGCCUGAAUGCACACUAACACCGUUAUAA